ACUCCGGCACGUCACUUCCCAGGGAAGUCCAAAACUUUUCCAUCUGUGCCCCACAGCAGGCUGCAGCAGGCUGCAGGGGGAGGAGGCACUUUUUAAGGAUUAUCUGGGGUCUUCGCCAAGGCGGUAGGGCACAUUUUGAACCGCAGAGUGACCUAACAGUCCGCUGAAAAGUUACCACCCACUGACCAGGAAAAGACUUGGAGACGAUGCGUAAAAAUCAGAUUUGAGCCACAACUCCUGCGAGUUUGAAGGAUGUUUUCUGAGAGAGAUGGCCUGAACUUGUGUCUUUCUUGCUAGAGUCCACACAGUAAAAGCCUGCAGUCUGUUGAGCAUGCAGCAGCUCCGAGAAACUGCCUCGGGUUGAUUCCCAGUCUGGACUCUUUGCUCUAGUUUUUCCUGUGAGAGGAGAUGAGUGCUCAGGAUGGGACUGUGCCUCGGUACCGAAGUUACAGAGGAGGAGAAGAAGGCGAGGAUACACAGCACCAAGAUAGACAGAGACCUGUACGAGUACGCCAAGCGGGAGAUGAAUGUGGUUAAAAUCCUCCUACUAGGUGCAGCAGAGAGCGGUAAAAGCACUUUGGUCAAACAGAUGAAGAUCAUCCACAGUCAUGGAUUCACCAAGCAAGAACUCACCAGCUUCAAGCCUGCAGUGCUGGACAACCUCCUGACAUCCAUGAAGUUUGUCCUCCACGGCAUGGGCGUCCUCCGGAUCAACCUGGCUAACAGCAGGAACAAGGUCCACGCACAUUCUGUCCUGUCGUGUGGGCGGUGUUUUGACGAAGACCAGGUGCUGUUUCCUUUCCUAAGCCACGCCCUGUCCUGUCUGUUGGCCGACCAGGGGGUUAGGGCGGCGGCAUCCCGGGGAUACGAGUACGAGCUCAAUGACUCGGCGCUGUAUUUCUUUGAGAACCUGACCCGCAUCACGUCCCCAGAUUACGUGCCCACGGAGACAGACGUUCUGCGAGUGCGACUGAGGACGACAGGCGUGAUAGAGACCCAGUUCAAAGUCAACCGUCUCAUUUUCAGGAUGUACGACGUUGGAGGCCAGAGAACUGAGCGGAGGAAGUGGAUUGGUUGUUUCGAGGAUGUCCGGGCGGUGCUGUUCGUGGUGUCGCUCAGCGGUUACGACAUGACCCUGGUGGAGGACCCCUCCGUGAAUCGUCUUCAGGAGAGCAUGAAGCUCUUCUCCUCCAUCUGCAACAACGUCUUCUUCCGCAGCACAUCCAUGAUUUUAUUCAUGAACAAGAUAGACCUAUUUCAAGACAAGAUUUUACACUCUGGGCGACAUCUGCGGUUGUACCUGCCACAGUUUAAAGGUGCAGACUGCGACGUGGAUUCGUCCGCCCGCUUCAUCGCCGCCACCUUCGUCUCCCUCAAUGACACCCCCAGCAAACUCAUCUACCACCACUUCACCACGGCGACCGACACGUCCAACAUCCAGGUCGUCUUCCAGGUGGUGAUGGACAUGAUCAUCAAAGAGAACCUGGAGGCCGUGUCGCUCCUGUAACUGCCAGCGGAGGUCACCUGAUGCUGUUGAUCUUUUGGGAUGUCAUAUUUUAAAAGACACGAAGGUCGUCUGCUCAAAAAGUCUGUUUACUCUCUGAAGGUGCAGCCUGGGAGCUCUGACGCUGUUUGCCACGGUUGCAUUUCAUCCUCUACGAUGCUUGAUUUCAUGAAGCUUGGAAAAAACAUUAAAGGAGAAGGACCACUUGGCCGAUCCUUUGUUUUGGGGUCGAGCCCUAAGAUGUUGACUUUUGAAACCUUGUGUUGAGUAAUGGGCAUUUAUAUUUUUGUACUGUACUAUAAAAUCAGACUAUGAAAGGUGAAGUUUGAGGGCUUGAUGUGUACACAUGCCAUUUAUUUGCCCAUCUCUUCCUGUGUGUGUGGGCAGGACACAGAGGGGGUGAGGAUUUACUGUUUGUCCGUUACUUCCUCCGUGCAGGGUUCACUCGUGCAUACCAUCAUGUGUUUUCCACUCAUCCAUCACUGUGUCUGUCGUGCACAUCCUGUGCGUCACACCCUCCCUAACGAGGCGGUGAUCGCCGUAAAAGCACCCGUUUGUGUUUACUCUUCCUCUUACACUCCGUUCACCGUAAUCUGUGCCUUCACUCGUUCCCCCUGACUCCGACCAGUCAGCGAUGAUGCUGGUAUUUAAUAUCCUUAAAUGGGACGAGUGUAUGGAAAGAAAGCUCCCUGAAGCCUCCAACUUGUUUCAUUUCCUUCCUUUCGCUGAUUAUUGUUCCAUUAUCUGACACACACACUCAUAAACCCUGAUUUGUCAACCAGGAUGAUGCUUCCUAUAUGUGAUUUGUGUGGCAUUAACUCUGCAGGGGUCCAACUGUUUUGAAGGCUCCCCUGAGCGACUGACUGUGCUAUCACACCAGCUCCUCUGUGACUCCAGUAAUAAACAAGAUAUGGUAAUGACAGAUACGCUCCGAUAUGCACACUGAAGGUGAGAGAAAAGAGAAAAACACCCCCAAGUGCCUUAUGAUGAAGUGGUUUUGCUGUCGUGUAAUUUAAAUGCUUCAUGUGUGUAUUUUCCACUCUCAGAAUCAUUUCAUACCGUAUCUCUACUCUUAAAGCCUUAUAGACCACGUUCUCAGAUUUUAUGGUCUGUACUGAAACUGCAAUACUAAAUAAAUGUGAUAGGCUGUCGACCUU
Sebastes umbrosus (honeycomb rockfish) is the source of this 2661-nucleotide messenger RNA. It is a transcript of the gene gnav1, whose product is annotated as guanine nucleotide binding protein (G protein) alpha v1. Gene Ontology annotation, cellular component: heterotrimeric G-protein complex. The coding region runs from base 422 to 1507 and encodes 361 amino acids. Gene Ontology annotation, molecular function: GTPase activity; G-protein beta/gamma-subunit complex binding; G protein-coupled receptor binding. The record is from RefSeq and is a predicted model, not a curated record. Gene Ontology annotation, biological process: Rho protein signal transduction; adenylate cyclase-modulating G protein-coupled receptor signaling pathway. NCBI's taxonomy places the organism in Eukaryota, Metazoa, Chordata, Actinopteri, Perciformes, Sebastidae. The transcript is spliced from 9 exons.